Solanum dulcamara is the source of this 765-nucleotide messenger RNA. RefSeq lists its product as uncharacterized. The record is from RefSeq and is a predicted model, not a curated record. The transcript has 3 exons. Lineage: Eukaryota; Viridiplantae; Streptophyta; Magnoliopsida; Solanales; Solanaceae. The coding region runs from base 1 to 765 and encodes 254 amino acids.
AUGGCUCACAUGCAUGGUACUGCGGCCAGGGGUGUUGCACCUUGGCCUGCUGGUAAAGCACAAUCUAGGGGUAGAGGCCAACCCCAAGGUCAUGUUAGGGCCGCAGCACUAGCCCUAGAUCCAGAGCAAACUUUGAAGCUGGAAGUGAAGCCGCUGAUGGAUCUAGUUCACCCUCAGCUGGUGGGGCCGAGGCCAGUCCAACCACCACCUGCUUUAGUUAUGGAUCUAGUUAUGGCCCUAGGGGUCCAGGUAGACAUGACCCAGCUAUUGAUCGUACUUAGGGAUGUUGUCGACCACGCCCGCAUACUUGAGCAACUCCAUCGCAAGGCCCAAAGGGGCAGGGGCAAGAGGGCUAGACAGGAUGAUAGCCGUAGCGGGUCCCGAUUUAGACCCAGGGAUUCAUAUGAUAGGCCCCGCCAGGGGUUCCAGCAUGGUCAAUCCAGUCGCAUGUUCCAGGCUUUGUUGCAUGCUACACAGGGUGACCAGCAUCGUCAAGGUGGCUCUAUUGCCAGUUCUACUUCUUCGGGAAGUAUCUCUGGGUUGGUACCUGUAAAAAUACUUAGUAAAAGUGUUAGUAAUGAUGAUGAGGAUAAUGAUGAUAAUCAUGAUCACGAUGAUGAUGACGACGACGAUGAUGACGAUGACGACUAUGACGACGAUGAUGACAACGAUGAUGAUGAUACCGAUGAGGAUGAUGAUGAUGAUGACGACGACGACGACAAAACAAUUCAUCUUAUGAACAUGGGAGGCCUUGAAAAUCGAUGA